AUGGUAGCGGAGCGGCGCUGGAGGGUGCCGCUGCUGCUGCUCGGCUACCUGGGCUAUGUGGGGCUGCGCGCCGGCUUGCUGCAGGCGGUGGAGCGGCCAGUCGAGGUGCGGGCGGCCCAGCAUCUCUUCCAGCAGCACUGGGAGCUAUUCGCCAACUACACCUGCCUGCAGGGGCCCGCGCUGCAGCAGCUCAUCCUGGGUACCAUCCAAGCCUACAGGAGUGGCAUAACCCUCCAGGGAAACAGCAUUCGCCUGGGCAGGUGGGACUUCAGUGGCUCUUUCUUCUCCAUCUCUGCAAUAACAACCGUUGGCUAUGGGAACCUGAGCCCCAGCACUGUGGAUGGUUGAAUCUUCUGUGUCUUGUUUGCAUUCUUUGGGGUUUCCUUGAACUUUGUACUCAUGAAAGAAAUUUGGCUGUUGGGGGUUCAGUAUUGUGCUAGGCACCUAGAGGAGGUGAUUUGCUGGUGGAAAAAAGCUUCCCUCCUAAUUAAGACCUGUGCACUGGUAACUGGCUUUUUACUGUUCCUCCUGCUACCUCACUAGUUGUUCUCUGACAAAGAAGACUGAUCUUAUGAAGAAGGCUUCUACUAUUCCUUCAUUACCCUGAACACUAUAGGAUUUGGAGAUUAUGUGAUCGGUGAGUAG
Messenger RNA from Colius striatus (speckled mousebird), 645 nucleotides. It is a transcript of the gene KCNK17, whose product is annotated as potassium two pore domain channel subfamily K member 17. The transcript is spliced from 4 exons. Gene Ontology annotation, molecular function: potassium ion leak channel activity. Gene Ontology annotation, cellular component: membrane. The record is from RefSeq and is a predicted model, not a curated record. Gene Ontology annotation, biological process: stabilization of membrane potential; potassium ion transmembrane transport. NCBI's taxonomy places the organism in Eukaryota, Metazoa, Chordata, Aves, Coliiformes, Coliidae.